GGAAACGCAGAAGAGGUUGGGGCUCUCCAAGGCUUGCAGAGCAGAGAAGUUUCAAUAUCCAAGCACUUGUGGUUAUAAACAGGGCUUGCUGUUUAUUGCACAGCAUGAAGGUUAAAAUUUUGUUUGCAAUGUAUUGUGAAAGCUGUGAUCCCGGGAGCCUAAUCCUGUAAAUGUUUGCAGGUAGGUUCGUCCUGUGAAUGUUUACAGGGAAAACAGUCCAGUUUAUGCCCAGUUAAAUAGACACAAGAUUCGAGAGCUGAAGGCCAGCAGAUUCCACCUAGGAGGCGAGAUUCUGUGCUUGCCUGCUAAAUCUUCAGGCAGGCACAAAAGCUCUGCUUGUGGAUGAAUUAACAAUUGCAGAUGGAAGUGCUGUGUAUUUGGGCAAGGAUUUUCUGGGUUUUACUGAGCAGAACUUUUCAAUUUAAAAGCAGAGCUGCAAAGAAUAGGCAUGAAUUCUCACUUGGCUGCCAACCUUAGUCAGGUAAUAAAAACAAGACUUCUUCAAAGCGCUCUCUGCAGGAGUCAGUGCCAUGUGAAAAAACCAGGUGCGUAAUCAGACAGGUCUCUUGCCCUUUCUAGGUGCUCUUGAAAGAGCGAGUGCCAUGCUUGCAUACUGGUGCUUGUAUGCAUAGCUGUCUAACAUGGAAGAAGUCGGAGCACAAGAAGAAGUAAUUGGUUUGAACAGCUUCCGGAGCCACCGAGGGAAAGACAGGAUUAACCACAGAGACGAGGGGCUUAUCACCAUAUCAGAUUCCUCGGAUGAAGAAUUGCCUGUGAUGCUGGACAUACCUGUUCACCGGCAGUGGGAAGAUGAGGAUGAUGACGAUGUCAUCUUGAUGGAGACAGCAACGAAGAAACUUUUACGCCCCAAUGUGAUCAGGCCAGCUGCUCAUUGGCAAAGCGUGAGCAAGUCGGGAGAAGGUGGGUCCAAGGGCGAGGGGACCACGGGGGCCCCUGAUGGGCAGAAGACGCGGGCCCCUCCUUCUCCCAGGCUGCACGGCGGUCGCCGGAACUGCGUGAAGGGAAGUGGCGUGGCUCUGGGCAGGCAUGAGCGAGAGAAUGAAGUCUUGGAGCUGCCGGAAUCGCCAGAACCUGUCAGGCCAAGGGAGGCUGCUGGGACUCUUCCAAAGCCUGGGCCCAGUGUGGCUCGGACGAGAGAAGCCAGGCCCAGCAAAGACAAGGAGGUCAUUAACUUGGAGGAGGUGGUCUUCGUAGCUGACCAGGAAGGGCCCGACCUGCAACCAAGGCUAGUGCCGUCGCUCGGAGGGACCAUCCAUUGCGUGCAAGAGAACACACAGGCGGAUCGUUCUUAUUUCCAGGCUUUGGAGAAGGAGGCCCGGACUGUGGUCGACCUCCUUUCUCCUCAGCAAGCACAGCCGGAAAUAAAACUGGGGCCACUACCAAGGAUGUACCGAGAGGAGAUUCCGGGGCCCGCCUUUCCCAGGCCCGAACCUCAGCAAGAUGGGAUUCCAGGCCCCGCUUCCCCUCAGCCUGCCUAUCCGCCAGAGGAAAAGGGAAGCCAGCAGGUAGCAAUAAAUGAACAGGCAGGCCCAGCUUUUCCAGUCCAAGGCUUGCUGAAUUCUGGCUCCAGCGAGAUUCCCAAGCAAGGUGCUGCUGAACUGGACAAAGAACUCAUAGCUUUGCUCAUCAGAGAGACGGAGGCCAGGUUCCCAGAUGCAACAAGAGAGUACAUUGAAGAACUAAUACAAAGCAAAAACUGCUGCGACUUAAACAUACUUUGUAAUUUUCUUCUGGAAAAUCCAGACUAUCCAAAGAAAGAAGGAAGAGUGGUUUUAAAUCCAAAUAGCAGCCUGCUGUCCAGCCAAGAUGAGACAAAGGUGCCUAAAGUGGACUACUUUGACUUCUCUCGGCUUGAUCCGCUUGACCAGCGUUGCUUCAUCCAAGCAGCCGACCUCCUCAUGGCGGACUUCAAGAUGCUGAGCAGCCAGGACAUCAAGUGGGCGCUGCACGAACUCAAGGGACACUAUGCAAUCACACGAAAGGCCUUUUCUGAUGCCAUCAAAAAAUGGCAGGAACUGUCUCCAGAAACCAGUGGGAAGCGAAAAAGGAGGAAAGAAAUGAACCAGUAUUCCUACAUAGACUUCAAGUUUGAACAAGGUGCUAUGAAAAUCGAAAAGCGCAUGUUCUUCUUGGAGAACAAACGGAGGCACUUCAGGAUCUACGACCAUCUCUCUCUCCUCCCGGCAGUGCGGCUGGAACGGGAGUUCUAUGAACAGAAGAUUAAAGAGAUGGCGGAGCAUGCAGAUUUCCUCCUUGCUCUGCAGAUGAACGAAGAACAAUAUCAAAAAGAUGGCCAAAUGAUCGAGUGCCGCUGUUGCUAUGGGCAAUUUGCAUUCGAGGAGCUGACGCAGUGUGCGGACGGACACUUGUUUUGCAAGGAGUGCCUAGUAAAGUACGCUCAGGAGGCAGUCUUUGGCUCUGGAAAGUCAGAGCUCAGCUGCAUGGAAGGGAGCUGUACCUGCUCAUUUCCAACAAGCGAGUUGGAGAAAGUGCUUCCGGAAAACAUCCUUUGUAAAUACUAUGAGCGGAAAGCAGAGGAAGAAGUGGCCGCUGCCUGUGCAGAUGAAUUAGUCAGGUGUCCCUUUUGCAACUUCCCAGCUCUGCUGGACAAGGACGUGAAGCGGUUCAGCUGUCCAAACCCACGUUGCAGGAAGGAAACCUGCAGAAAAUGCCAGGGCCUGUGGAAGGAACACAUGAACCUUACCUGUGAACAGCUGGCCGAAAAGGAUGACAUCAAAUACAGAACAUCUAUAGAGGAGAAGAUGACAGCGGCUCGCAUUCGGAAGUGCCACAAGUGUGCGACCGGCCUGAUCAAGUCCGAAGGCUGCAACCGCAUGUCGUGCCGCUGUGGCGCCCAGAUGUGCUACCUCUGCCGAGCCGCCAUAAACGGGUACGACCACUUCUGCCAGCACCCCCGAUCUCCGGGAGCCCCCUGCCAAGACUGCGCAAAAUGUUCCCUUUGGACCGACCCCACGGAAGAUGACGAGAAGAUAAUCCAAGAGAUUCAGAAGGAAGCUGAAGAGGAGCAAAAGAGGAAAAGUGGAGAAAACAGUUUUAAGCGGAUUGGGCCCCCAGCAGAGAAGCCGGCGGAGAAAAUCCCACGGAUCGAAGCCAUCCCCAGGCCGGUUCCACAGAACCUUCACCACCAAAUGCCCCCAUACCCGUUCGUGCACCCUCCCUUCGCCCUGCCCCCUGUCCGCCCCCUGUACAACAACAUCGGCCCCAUUAACCUCGGCCCCAUCCCUGCCCCCUACGCCCCCCUGCCGAACAUGCGGGUAAACUACGACUUCCCCCAAAUGAACCUGCAACUGGAGCACAACCUUCCUAUGCACUUUGGUCCACAGCCUCGACAUCGGUUCUGAGCCCGGUUCUGGGAAGCACCAGUACUUUUUGGAAGUCGCUGCAGGGAAAGUCCACACACUGGCAGGCAUUCGUCCCUCACCCUUCGAGUAACCCCGAAGCACUGGCCGCGCCUGGUCUGCCUCCCCCCCCCCCCGCACCCCAGUUCUUGCAUCAUCUGUUCUGAAAUUGGCCUUCCUUGCUCCGCCCCGGAGAGCGGCGUCUGGGCCCCCGCUGUGAAGAGGGCUGUGCUCACACAGGUGUCCGGGGGCUGUUUUCGUGCAUGCUCUUCAUUUCCAAAGGAAGCCCUUGGUGGGGGAGGCAGGGGACGGCCCCCCUGGCAAGAGGAGGAGGCAGCAGCCCACUCAGAAAGCCUGGCACCCUUCUGCUGGCCUGCUGGGGGAGUGCGAGGAAGUUGUGGCGAGGGUUUUGAGCUGCUGUCGCUCCCUCACGGGGGCUGUUUGUGGAAGGGGUUUGUGUGCUUCUCCGUGGUUCUUGAGGGAGCCACCAAUGCCGCGGCAGGAAGCAGGAUUUCGGGCCGCUUGGAGCCACAGAAUAGCCGUGCCUGAAGCCACCUGCUCAGCAGGAAAUUCUGCCCAGGCCCUCCCUCGACAGCCAGGGGCUUCCCCUCAUGUCCCUCUUCCGCCACGGGCACAGCGGACAAAUACCCAGCCCCAGCGUGGCUCAGGAUUUCCUAAAGUGGUUUUGGGUGGGUCUGGUUCUUCUGGGAGGCCAAAUAUGAGAGCCUGCUCAUCUCACAGGCAUCUCAGCAGAGGAAUUCUGUCUCGAAACAGGUGCGGGGUGAACUUUGCUGAGGGUCUUGUGAAUGAUCUGCACACUUGACCCCUGGUGUCCGAUUCCCGGUUUGGUGACAGGCUGCCUUGGUCCUGGUUGCUGCGCAGCCCCUGCAGCUGCUUCCCACAGGGCUAUCCUCGCAUGGCAGCUCCGCUUAAGUAGCAGCGCGGCCGGGAGGGCGACGGGGAGCUUGGAUGGCAAAGCGGCUCAACUGUCUGGAAGAGCGUUCGGGUGGGCUCUUGUCUCCGGAGCGAGAUUCCAUUCCCCUCGAUGCUUCGGGGCGCGCUUGGCAUGCCCGGGUUGCCGUGCAGGGUGUGCGGCACACGGGGGGAACUCACGCGGCGGCUCUGUGGCCACCAUCACGCGCAUUUGGGGCGCACAGCCGCUUCCUUGCUCUUCUUGGCAAGGAACGAGCCCUUGCACAUCCCCACCUCUUGAAGGAGGGCAGGUCUGCUCAUGCGCACUGUGAAGAGCGAGGCCCUGGCGCUUGCUCUUCUGGCGCAUGAGCUUCCCUGGGGCUGCGGAGCCCAUGCAGUCACCGCUCGGCACCCUGGACCUGCAGCCCCACGGUGAAGAGAGGCCCCUGCUGGAGCUGGCGGAGCACAGCCGCACGUGCACGGCAGUGGGGUGGCAGGCCGGGCCACCCCCCCUGUGUUCGGCGCCUGAGAGCCCCGAGGGCAGGCCCAUGCUCACCUCCUGCCCCACAACCUCUGUCGCCCCUUUGAGUCAGUCUUGUCUCCUGGCCGCCUCCGGCUCUCCCCCACUGGCCCCUGAAAAACGAAAAUCCACGGGGAGGUGGCCCCACCCUUUUGCUAACACAGAAAAUGCCAUUGCACUUAGAAACAUUGGGCCGGUUUUCCUUUUAGAAGCAAUAUGACGAAGGCUCGUGGCGGAAUUUCGAGCAGACUGGUUCUGAGCUGGGCUCUUUCUGCCCCCGCUCCCCUUCCCCAAAGCCUUUCCUUUUGACCUCAGUCAGAGGGCAUCGUGCAGCCUCGGAUGCAUGGCGCUACGACUCUGGACCAGAGGCAAAGAAAAGUGUAGAGGCUUUCCUUCCUACUGCCCUUCCACCAAAUGAAUGUUUUUAAUUUGUUCUUUGUCUUUGUUUGUUUGUUUGUUCGUUUGUUUUUCUUGAACGUAAGGGUGGUAAGGUGCCAGGGCUGCUUUUGGAGGCCUAAAAUUCUGAGAUGUAAAGAAAAUAAUUAUCCCAAUAACCAUUUUGAUGAUGGGCGAUGUCCUUUUCUUUCACACAGGUAUCAAAACAGCUUAGCCUUUCCAUCUGGAAAUGAAGCAAUUUCAGUUCUUCUGCACCCCCCCCCCCCCCCCCAUGCAAACAACAGCAACAACCAUAAUCAAGCACAUUAAAUUCAAACACUUCUGUGUCUAGGUUUCCUUAAAAAUGAACGCAUGUAUAAAAACAGUCCUCCGUUGUUUGGUCCUGCUUCUCAGCAAAAGGCCUCCAUCUCUGGUGUUGUUUUCUAAUUGUCUGUUGCCCGGGGGCUUCGUGCAGGACCGUGUACCAUGAAUGAGGAUUAAACUGGUACGUGGCAAAUUGUUCUCUUGGUGAAACACAGCACCCUUCCUGCAGGUAUGUACUGCACCCAGCUGUGGGACCUUCGAGUCUGAGGGGGUGCAGUGGGCGUUUGCUGAAUCCCCAAAUGGUUGCAUUUAUCCUCAAGGCUGAUACUGGGCUAGAAAUUCUGGUGCAUUCAUUUUCCGUUCCAGUCCCAUCCAGAGCUCUGUUGCUUGAGUUAGGAAUCAUGCUGUUAGUUGUUUGUUGACAUGGCUAUAUGUUUGUUUCUGUUUUUUAUUUUUAAAGGCAUAAAGACAGAGCUGACUAGAUGCUACUCGCUUGGUUUUUAUUCAGGUUUUAAAAUCAGCACCUUAACCUUAAGCAACAGGAUUCCCUGCCGUAACAGUCGCAGAUCAUUCUGAUAGUGCUGCGUCUUAAAAUAGCCGCUGCUUGCUGGUCCUCCCCUGCCGAAGGGCACGAGAGGCCUGCUGACAAGACAUGCGGACGCUGCAAUAAUUCACUCGCAUCUCGGCUCUUUUCUCAGCACAUCACAGUUUUGGACACAGGCGUGACUUGUGGGCACAAUCCUGUGGUUUAAUUUAUAAUCAGGGAUGCUGCUUCUGGUAAUUUCGUACUGUUUUGCGUUCCCCAGCUCUUCCACCUGGUUUGGCUGACUUUUCAGGCGUCCCUCUGCGGUGUGCAAGAGGCUCCAGUGUCCACGGGGGCAAAGCCCCGUUUUAUUCCCAGGCAUGAGCAAGCCCAUUCCACCCCAGCGCCAUGCUCCUCCGCCUCUUCUUCCUCACUUCUCAGUGGGCGAAGAAGCUCCCGCACACCUGAAGCUCUGCGUCGGUCCUCUGCUGUUUGCCCCAAAUGAGCAAUCGUGGGUUAAUUAUGGCAUGGAAAGCCAAGGGCACAGCCUCUAGCCCCUCCCUGGGUCCCGCCUUCCAUUUGCAAGUUACAGUCAUCCCCUGUGUAGUUAUUCGCAGGAUGUUUGGGCCCAGGCACGUGGGUUUUUAGCAGCUAAACAACCCAGUGUUAAGCCAACAAUAACCCAUGGCUUAUCUCCAGGUUAUUUAAUUCCUAAAUAACCGAGAAUGCCCAGGUUUGGAUAUCCUAUGAAUGGAGCGAUUAGAUAUCACUAACUAAAAAUAGAAACUCUGCAUGUGCUAGAAGCAGUACACUUGCUCACAGAUUGUGCCAGUUAACCCAUGAUUGCCCAUUGCGUGCCCAUGUGCACUGCGCUGGCUGCCCAGAGUGCCAGAAAGUCUCAGAGCUCCAGCUUCUUUGCUCUCCCUCAUGCUGGGAGAUGUGAGGGUUAAUUAACCCACAGUCACCUGGUAUGUGUGAACUGGAGUAGAGUAUCUGUGGGUAUUCUGGUCUUCCCCACAGGGCAAACCAAGAGUGGGUGGCCUUCCCACAUGCUUAUGUGCACUUGUACAGGGUCCGCCCUGUGCAUGCUCGCGUGUGUUUUAAGGAUACAGGUAUGGCUUCCACAUAGCUUUUGCAUCAGGGAGUGCUCUCGUGAACACACUGGUGCGCGGACUGUGCCAAGCGCGGAGCUGACGGGAGGGGCCAGCCUGCGCUGCAGGGAAGCUCAGCCUCUGGCACCUGGGUGUCUUCUUAGACCGAGGCUACAGAAUUGUCAGUCUCUGGCCGUGGCCCAUUCCUGUGUGAGCAGAAGCCCUGGGUCCCUCUGCCAGAACGGCAGUGGCGGGCGCUCAGCAAGGUCCACAGAAGCCUUUCAGAACAAAGGGACAAGGGCUGUCUCUGCUCUGCUCUGCUCUGGGUGUCCGGUGAACUUUCACGCGAGCGGCUCGCGGAGCUCGUUUCCUCUGGUGUCCUGCAUAGUUCAGGGAGGGCCCGAUUCUGCUUCUCCCACUGCUAAAAGUUCUGCGCCCCAUUUAUGUAUAGUUGAACAUCGGUAUUUGCAAGGUCCUCGUGUGUGAACUUUUGGAUGGUGACGCUAAGUGGGCAUAGGUCAAAAUGCCGGGCAAACUUGCACUGUCCCAUUUUGUAGCCAGAGGACCCUCCCAGGCAAGGUCGCCCCUCCUGGCCCGUGUCCCUUCCAACUAGAGGGCUUUCUUGGGACAGGACCCUUUGCUCUGAGUGGGAACCUGGCACGGGGCACCAUCACACAGGUCCUGCUACUGCACAAGCCCCUCUUCCUUUUGGUGGGGGUCCCGGGGCAGGGAAAGGAGCCAGCUCCUUCCAUGGGAUGGUGCACAAACACAAGCAAUAUAGUAAAUUGCUUGCCAAAAUGAUCGCUAAGUCGCUCGCCAAUCAUUUCCACCUCCCUCAUUCCGAGUGCGCUCAUGAAGUGUCCUUUCAUUAGGGCAAAAUCCACGUCUUUUGGAGAAACUGAGUCCGCCUGAGUGCAAGGAAGGACUCUUCUUGUUUGAGCUUUGCCUUUUGUAGUGUAUUUAAUAAAGCAAAAUCUUUCUCCAUUCUCCGCCGUUCUUUGCUUUUCCACGAACGACUGGAGGCGCUUCUUGAGUUCAUGCUGACUUUAAAAAAAGACCCUGGAUUUUAAAAUCAUCUGGCCUUUUAUUAUGUUAGAAUAGCACCUUUUUGCUGUGUAAGACUGAAGCAGAGACCUUUACUCUUGAACACGCAACAUUGGAGUUGCCCAGUUCGGCCCCUCUCCGAUGUCACCGUUUAUUUAAUGUCCCCUCUCGGCCCUGCCUUGAACUGUUCUGUGGAAUUGUCUUCCCUGUUAUGAACAGAAUCCAAGUUCUUUUAGCAUUUAAGCAUUAAUUUCUGUUUCCAUUUACGACUCUCCUGUUUUGGGCUGUGUGACUUUCUUGGUUAGAGUGAACGGCUGGUGUUAAGGUCUGCCACCACCUUGGCAAACAAGAAAUGUGGCCCAAGAAAUAUGGAGCUUCCAGCAUGCCUCUCACACCAGAUAUACAUCCGCUGCGUGGCGUUUUCCAAAUUCACCGGCUGAAUUUGGAACCGGUUGUGUAUGCCCAGCAGGCUCCUUAUCCCUUGGCCCCUGCAAACCUGCAUGCCAGUUUGUCUCCCUUCUUGUAACGUAACAUUCCCACUGAGUUAUAUAGUUCUCACUGGGGUAGGAGUCUUGUUUUCUGGGCUGGGCCGCUUUGGACUAGAGGUGACCGCGUCUCGUGAAAGAAUGCUUCUCUACGUAAACAGUUCCCUGCAUGCAAGAACUAGCAAGUUAGGGGCUUCCCACCUAAUCUUGUUUCUUUGCCAUAAUAGUUUUCUACAUGCGGAGAUUUCUUUUUAAAUGGUUAAGCACUUGUUCAGGUGCAGGAGCAACAAAGCCCAGGAUCAUGCCCCUGGGGAGAAUGAGUGCAUGGUGACAGGAAGUGUCAGGAGCCACCGAUGCUCAAGGGUCGCCCUUCUGCUCAAACCGUCUCUCUUUCUUCCAUGUUAGUGCUAUGGCAAUAUGGCAGACACAUCUGAAGGGAGGAAGGCUCGGAGGGGGGCCUUCCAGUGGCCUUUUCAGUGUAGCUUUCUUAAAGCCAUGCUCUUGUCUAUUUUCAGCUUCAGUCGGGUUCCUUUUUCCUCACUUUAAUCCACACUUCCUGCAUACUUUAAACAAACCCAUGUAUCUGUUCAAGUUCUUUCCUUUUUUUGUAUUCUCCUGAACUCUCUUGUGUGUGUGUGUUUGUUUUUAUUUGUGACUUCCUUCCUUCUUCUUCUUUUUUUUAAAGGCCAUCUCUCUUUACGGGUAGACAAGGGGAAGUGUGUUUUUUUUGUAUACCCCAAUCUUGACAUGUUAACAGGUACUUUCUAAUAUCAAAUUUGCAGUGUCGCAUUUAACUUGCCUUAAAAGGUGGAGAGAGAAAUCUAGUAUUUGCACUUAGCAAAAAAAAAAAAAAAAAGAUUAAUUUAAAAAAAUGAGCAAACCCUGUCAAGGGAAGGUGUGCGCAUUGUUCUGCAACUUUGUAUAACAAUAGCUGAAAAUGAAUAAGUGGUUUAUUAAAAAAAGAAAAAAACAGGAAAAAAAGAAUAUUUUUCUUUACCUUCUGGUAGGAAACUGUUCUAAUAUUCUGUGUGUAAAAAGUAUCUGUAUUAUAUUGUAAUUUGAAAGUUUUGUAAUUAAAAGCAACCAUUGUGCACUGUU
Messenger RNA from Varanus komodoensis (Komodo dragon), 9752 nucleotides. RefSeq names its product ring finger protein 216 (gene RNF216). The transcript has 16 exons. Lineage: Eukaryota; Metazoa; Chordata; Lepidosauria; Squamata; Varanidae. The record is from RefSeq and is a predicted model, not a curated record. Gene Ontology annotation, molecular function: zinc ion binding. Bases 642 to 3383 code for a protein of 913 amino acids.